Fusarium keratoplasticum is the source of this 1026-nucleotide messenger RNA. RefSeq names its product Epimerase domain-containing protein. Gene Ontology annotation, molecular function: oxidoreductase activity, acting on the CH-OH group of donors, NAD or NADP as acceptor. The coding region runs from base 1 to 1026 and encodes 341 amino acids. The transcript has 3 exons. The record is from RefSeq and is a predicted model, not a curated record. Lineage: Eukaryota; Fungi; Ascomycota; Sordariomycetes; Hypocreales; Nectriaceae.
AUGUCCAGCAAGCCCAUUGUCCUUGUAACUGGUGCCAAUGGCUACAUCGCCGGCCCAGUCAUUGCCGCUUUUCUCGAAGCUGGCUACGCCGUCCGUGGAUCUGUCCGCUCGAAGGCUUCAGCAGACACCCUCGUCAAGGCACUGUCCCAGUACGGCGAUGCUCUUGAAAUUGUCGAGGUCCCCGACAUUAUCGCUCCAGGAGCCUUUAACGAGGCUGUCAAGGGUGUCCAUGCCAUCGCUCAUCUUGCUUCGCCCGUGAGCCUCUCCUUCACUGACCCAGACCCUGUCCUCGAAGCAGCGAUCCAGGGCACCCGAGGUGUUUUGGAGUCUGCCAUCACCGAGCCCUCCAUCAAGUCGGUUGUUCUCAUGUCUUCGGUUGCCGCCGUUGCUGCUCACGAUAAGGAGCUUCCUUAUCGCUUCACCGAGGCUGAUUGGAACCUUGGAGCUCUGGACUUGGUGAAGGCGCUUGGCAAGAACACACCCGGUCCGCUCAUCUACGUCGCGAGCAAGGUGGCUGGCGAGAAGGCCUUCUGGGACUUCCGAGAUGAGAAGAAGCCUAGUUUCUCCAUGACGGCUCUGAACCCUACCUUCGUCAUGGGACCGACUCCAGCUCUCGAUUCACUCUCCAAACUUGGUGGCACAACAGCCUUCAUCUGGCAGGUCUUUUCCGGACAAGAAAUCCCCGAGCCCCUCUCGCCGGGCUCGUCCUUUGUCGAUGUCCGCGACAUUGCCCGUGUUGCCGUCUUCAGCGUCGACCAUCCUGAGAAGGCCAAUGGAGAGCGCUUCCUGCUCACGUCAGGACAGUUCCCUCCCCAGGCUGCGGCCGACAUUCUCCGAAAGGCUUUCCCUGAACGCCAGGACAUCAUCAAGGUUGGAACUCCAGGGAAGGGAUACAACCCUGGAUAUGUGUACGACGAGAACAGAGUCAUUGAUGGCUCAAAGGCUGUCAGGGUGACAGGAAAGGAUUAUUAUCCUGUGGAGCAGACAAUCAUCGAUACUGCCAAGUCUUAUGAGAAGUUCCUGUAA